CCUCGCCGAGUGUUUGGACAAGUUUGCUUUGGGUAUCAGAAUGGAGGCGGAAGAGAGCCGAACGUAGACGGACGGACCCGCAGACACUCGUGCAUCUCUAAGCCUGCCAAUGCGGUCAACGCUUCGCUUUUGUUUGUCAUAAAAGCGCGCUAUCUCAUGUGAAUGGCUCUUUUUACCCCUUGGAACUGAUCUCAACUGGUGUCCAUUGCUGAAACGAGUUACAAAAUGAAUAACUUAUCCUUUGACGACCCGUCAUUGGAUAACUUGGAUCCAAGCAUCUCGCUCAGUGACCCGAACGACAUCGACACGGCGCUGCUGAGCGACAUUGAUGACAUGCUGCAGUUUAUUAACCAGGAUAUGGAGUUCACCGGGCUAUUUGACCAUCCCCAGUUCAGUGUAACUCUUCCUCCUCCUCAAGACCUCCCAGGCCUACCGUAUACCACCCCAGCCCCUCCUCCCUCCUCCUCCUCUUCUUCAACAUCAUCAUCCUCAUCUUCCUCCUCAACCUCAACUCCUCGUGGCCCUGGGAGUACCCCCCAUCUGGAUGCCCUAUUGGGCCCACCAACCACCCCCAGGUCCUCCACUCCCACCAAAGUGUACCAGCCCCCUGCCACCUUCCAGCAGCCAACCCCACCUCAGGCCACAGCACAGCGGCCGCAGCCUCCACCACCCAAGGCAGUCAUGGAGCCCAGGCAGCCCAAACUGCAGCAGAGCCCAGCCGGUGUCCGCCCAGUGAGUCAGGCGACCCAGCCCCACCCUCCUGCGGGGAUGGUCCCAGGGUUCAGCAGUGCUCCACAGGCCCUGUUCAGCUCACCUGCAGGCCCUCAGUCACAGCAGCCUGUCCAGCCUCAGGCCCAGGUCAACUACCCAAGUCAGAACGUGUACACAGCUGUCAGUCAAGGAGGCCCUGCCCAGUCCUCUCCCAGUUUGCCUGCCUCCCCACAGGACAUCCAGCCAGUGACUAUUCAGGCACAAGUCCAGAGCCUGACCGCUCAGCCUCUCCUGGCCACACCUUCAAGCCCAUCCACUCAGGCAAUUUCGCCGCAUGUUCAGCAAGUUCCAGUGCUGCUGCAGCCUCAGUUCAUUAAAGCAGAUUCCCUCCUGCUCACGGCCCUGAAGCCCGAGGCUGGAAGCAUGGUUACCACAGUUGCGUCAUCCACCACUCCUGUCCAGAGUGCCUCCAUACAGGCCUUGAUGAGUGGUGGAACCAUCCUGACCACGGUGCCCGUUGUAGUGGAUGCCGAGAAGUUGCCCAUCAAUCGCAUUGCCAUUGGAGGCAAGAUCCCAGGGCCGCCACACAAGGGCGAGAAGCGGACAGCCCACAACGCCAUCGAGAAGCGCUACCGCUCUUCUAUCAAUGAUAAGAUCAUUGAGCUCAAGGACCUGGUGGCUGGGACAGAGGCGAAGCUCAACAAGUCUGCUGUGCUGAGGAAAGCCAUCGACUAUAUCCGCUUCCUGCAGCAGUCCAACCAGAAGCUGAAGCAGGAGAACAUGGCUCUGAAGAUGGCUUCCCAGAAGAACAAGUCUCUGAAGGACCUGGUGGCCAUGGAGGUGGAUAGCUCAGCCUGCAGCGUGAAGACUGAACUGCCCACACCUCCCCCCUCAGAUGUAGGCUCACCCCUGGACAACAGCCCCUUCUCCCAUUGUACCAGUGACUCGGAGUCAGACAGCCCCAUGGGGGAUGACAGCAAGCCAUCUAUGAAACAGGAGAAAUCCUCCCCAGGCAUCGGGGGCAUGUUGGACCGCUCUCGCAUGGCCCUGUGUGUUUUCACCUUCCUUUUCCUUUCCUUCAAUCCGUUGGCCUCUCUGUUUUGUGGGGGCACUGGCAGCACUCCAGACAUGGGUGUCGUUGAGCCUUUAAAGCCAGGCCGCAACAUGCUAGGUGUACAGGCUGGAGCGCAGCCAACCGGCUGGCUUAGCUGGAUGGUUCCGAGUCUUUUUGUAUGGUUCCUGAACAUCCUGCUUGUGGCAUUAGUCCUCAUCCGCUUGCUGGUAUAUGGGGAACCAGUGACCAGGCCCCACUCAGGCUCCUCAGUCCUGUUCUGGAGGCAUCGCAAGCAGGCUGACCUUGAUCUGGCCAGGGGAGACUUUGCCCAAGCCUCUCAGAACCUGUGGACCUGUUUGAAGGCCCUAAGUCGCCCGCUGCCCACCUCCCAGCUGGACUUAACAUGUGCAGUCCUCUGGGCAGCAUUACGCCUCUGCCUGCAGCGUCUCUGGGUGGGCCGCUGGCUGGCGGCUAGGGCUGGGGGUCUCCGCACAGAUCACCCACUGCAGGAGGAUGCCCGCAAGAGUAGCCGUGAUGGUGCCCUUGUUUACCACCGUCUGCACCAGCUGCACAUGACUGGCAAGCUGGGCGGUAGCCACCUGUCAGCCAUUCACAUGGCACUAAGUGCCGUGAACCUUGCAGAGUGUGCAGGUGACUGCCUACCCGUGGCCAUGCUGGCUGAGAUCUACGUGUCCGCUGCCCUCAGGGUGAAAGCCAGUCUCCCACGAGCUCUGCACUUCACCUCUCGUUUGUUCCUGAGCAGCGCACGGCAGGCCUGCCUGUCUCCCAGUGGUAGCAUUCCAGCCUCAAUGCAGUGGCUCUGCCAUCCACUGGGGCACCGCUUCUUCGUAGAUGGGGACUGGGCUGUCCGCAGCACCCCGAAGGAGAGUAUCUACAGCCAGGUCGGGAACACAGUGGACCCCCUGGCCCAGGUGACGCAGGCAUUCCGGGAGCACUUGCUGGAAAAAGCCUUGUACUGUGUGGCGCAGCCGCAGGGCGAUGGGAUACCGGGUGAGGGGGAGUACUCAGAUGCCCUGGAGUACCUCCAGCUCCUUGCCAGCUCCUCGGAUGCGGCAGGGGCCACAACGCAGUCCUUUGCUGUCGGAUCCAAUAUGGCCAUCAUCACAGGCUGCGACCUUCAUUCCAAAUGGUGGUCCCAUGUGGUGGUAGUUAUGAUCAACUGGCUGCAAGGAGAUGACACCGCUGCUGAGAGACUCUACCCCACAGUAGAGCAGCUACCCAAGAGCCUGCAGGCUGCAGAGAGCCCUCUGCCGCGUGCUGCUCUGAGCGUGUUCCGGGGAGUCCGCACCCUGCUAGCCAAGCCAGAGAACUGGCAGCUAAGCCUAAGCCACAUCGAGAAGGCAAGCAUCCUGCUAAGAGACAGCCUGCACCUGGGGCCACCGUCCCACUGCAGUAGCAUCGACAAGGUGCUGCAGCUGCUGCUGUGCGACCUGCUCCUGGUAACCCGCACCAAUGUGUGGCGUCAGCAGCAGAGCACGCCAACUGGGGGUCCACCACAGGGGGCCCAGCAGGCCUCACCGUCUGAGCUGCAAGGGUUCCAACAGGACCUGAGCUCCCUCAGGAAGCUGGCACAGAGCUUCCGGCCAGCCAUGCGCAGGCUUUUUCUGCACGAAGCGACAGCACGCCUCAUGGCGGGAGCCAGCCCCACACGUACACACCAGCUACUGGACCGCAGCUUGAGACGUCGUGCCACCCCUGGCAGCAAGACUGCAGAGGAGUGUGAGACACGACCAGGGCAGCGGGAGCAGGCAGAGGCUGUAAUGCUUGCGUGCCGCUACCUGCCCCCAUCCUUCCUGUCAGCGCCAGGCCAGCGGGUGGGCAUGCUAGCAGACGCUGCCCGCACUCUUGAGAAGCUGGGGGACAAGCGCACUCUCCAAGACUGUCAGCAGAUGAUCAUCAAGCUGGGCAGCGGAACGACAGUCACCUCCACCUAGUAAACCCCUCAUAUACACAUGCACACGUGCGCACGCGCGCACACACACACACAUUUGCCUACCUGUGCUGAAAGAGUGCCAGGUUACACAGCCACCUAGCCCUGUCCCUGAGCUGUCAACACAAGACUCAAAUGUGAACCAACUGCAGCAAACUGGUCAAUUGUCCUCUGGUCUCCUGUUGGCCUGAAACCUUCUGAUCCCAGCUGCCAUGUUUUCCAUGAGUCUGCAGCCCCUGACCGUUGUCUUCCAGGGUUCUCAGACUGCUCUUUCUUCAUCCAGAUUUUAUUUGAAAACUUAAAGGUAUCAUCACUGUAAAAAUAGAGAUCAUCUGAUUUUGCUAAUAAAUAUCUUCAGGUGCUGGGAUGGUGCCUUGGUCAGCAAUCUGUUCACAGCUGAUGAAGGUGAAGGUGAUGCUAUUUUUUCAUCCAAACAAUGAGUCAGUUUGAGUGCUGAAACCAGUGAAACCUUGCAGAUCUUGCAACCCUCCUCAUCCUCUGACUUCAGUCCAGUCCAAAGGUACAUGGUGACUGCGACAGUGCCUGUUCUUAUUGAGAUGCUGUGUUUGUUUUCAAAGACGGCUUUGUGUUUAGCUUUUAUUGUGGUUCCUGGCCGGUUCAGCCUGUAAGCUAUGGAACAGUGAUCUAAUGAACCACGUCCUCCUGCUUCUAAAAGAUCCCUUGUCCGAAAUCUGAAGGGAUGUGGUCUUUCAGUGUCGGACUGCAAGGUCUGUUUGCGUCAUCCUGUGUUAACUGAGUUGGACAGCCAGUUCCUCCUGCAGAUCAGCUUAUGAUUCUGGUGUGCUCUGAGGGCUUGCAGAGCAGCAGGUUGGGCGCUAUGCCACAUUGAAGGAGACCUCCUCAACUCAGAGAAUACAAGUAGGGUGCAGAACAUAGUACAGACCUGUGGAAACACAGCACUUCACUCAUUUCAUAUCAUGUCUGCAUGUAACUGUAGAGAUAAACAGUUAAGGUUCACAUGUAUCAUUGUAUUUAUGCCAGUUUUGGUGCAGAAGAAAUCAGAACGUAAAUGAUUUUUCUGCAGGUCUUCAUCUAGAAUGGACACCUAUUUAGCUACCAGCUGAGAUGGAUGAAUAAAUAACCAUGGGAAUUAUGUAAAAACAAUUUACAUCAGAACAAUCGUUUCAUACGCAAUCAGUCCUCAGCCAUCUUGCUACAGCUUGACAACAUACCAAACCAUUUGUUAUACUUACUGUUGUAUUUUUUUUAAAUAAAAUGGAUGUUUUCUGUUGUAUUUUCACAUUUUGCUUAUACUAUAAUCAUCUCUCAAUAAUACAUUUGUUCAUAGACAUCUCUCAGCCUGAUUCUUGAGACCUAACUAGUAAAAGACAUCUCAGAUGCGGUGACAUGAUAUUAAUAACUGCAGAUUUAAUCUCCACAAAGAACUUCAUCGUAAGACCUUGGUGUAUGUUGUCAGUUCAUCAAUGGACGUUAGUUCCACGUUAUGUGACAUUUGUAAGAGAAUGUGCUCAACUUUUAGUGCUGUCUGGACAACACAGAACAUCGGAGCUGCUGCAGUUAGUUUCUUGUAUUAAUGUAUGAAAAUCAGAAAAAAUGAGACCAUACUGCAGAUUCCUUUAAAAUAUCAUCCAACAAGGAAGGCCCUGUUUCUGUUUAAUUUUUUUUUUUGAUAGUUGAUGUACAGUAAUGAGACCUUGACUGGUCAGGAGUUGUGAAGGGGUGUGGGCACAGGAGCAUGAUGGGAUGUCUCGAGGUGCAGAGUAACUUCAGUUUCCCCUCUGCUUGAGUUUACUUGCUAUUGUUAACGCUGUGAUUAUUUAUUCUAUUUAUAUUCCUGUGGCUUUGGUUAAUUUACUCUUCAUCACAUAUACACUGCAGUAAC
Scleropages formosus (Asian bonytongue) is the source of this 5580-nucleotide messenger RNA. It is a transcript of the gene srebf1, whose product is annotated as sterol regulatory element binding transcription factor 1. Gene Ontology annotation, biological process: regulation of transcription by RNA polymerase II. Gene Ontology annotation, cellular component: nucleus. Gene Ontology annotation, molecular function: protein dimerization activity; RNA polymerase II cis-regulatory region sequence-specific DNA binding; DNA-binding transcription factor activity, RNA polymerase II-specific. Lineage: Eukaryota; Metazoa; Chordata; Actinopteri; Osteoglossiformes; Osteoglossidae. The record is from RefSeq and is a predicted model, not a curated record. The transcript has 19 exons. Bases 226 to 3720 code for a protein of 1164 amino acids.